Lacerta agilis (Sand lizard) is the source of this 2337-nucleotide messenger RNA. RefSeq names its product toll like receptor adaptor molecule 1 (gene TICAM1). The annotation marks the transcript as partial. The record is from RefSeq and is a predicted model, not a curated record. Lineage: Eukaryota; Metazoa; Chordata; Lepidosauria; Squamata; Lacertidae. Gene Ontology annotation, biological process: positive regulation of natural killer cell activation; TRIF-dependent toll-like receptor signaling pathway; positive regulation of myeloid dendritic cell cytokine production. Gene Ontology annotation, molecular function: protein kinase binding. The transcript is spliced from 2 exons.
UUCCGCCUCUCAGUUCCUCCUCCAGCGCCAAAACUUUUCAACAGGGCUUGCAAACCAAGUUUGCAAGGAAAAUCCAGCCUUUUUUGCAGCUCCGUGCCAGGUUUGCACAGAAAACAAAACACCGAACCCAAAAAACCCAGAGGAAGAAGAUGGCGGGCUGGUGACAUCUCCUCUUUCUCAAAAGUUUCGGUGAAGAUCCGAGUAAGAGGUGGUGGACAAAAUCUCACUGGGAAAAGGUUGAUGGCCUGCUGGCAUGGUGGAGAACCUCCCUCUGCUGCCACGCUUCCACCCCUCCCGGCCCCAAGAUGCUCUUCCAACUGGGGCGUUGGCCUCGCCAGACCAUUCGCCAAGACGGCGGAGGGCUGUAUGGGAUCUCCGACCAUGGAGGGCAUCUUCAGGGUCUUAGCCACGAUCCCGGCAGACAGGCUGGUCCAGUACAAGCACAAGCUGAGCUGCAGGCGGCAAGGCGGGAAGAGCUGCAGGCUCCUACAGGCCAUGAUCCUCUUGACCCUGGGCAGAGAGACGGAGGCCAGACUGAGCCUGGAAGCUUUGGAGAAUUGUGCUGCCGUGGCAGACAUCUACAAGAGCCACCAGUGGGGCGCUGCAGCAAGCAGGGCCGAUCCAGCCCCCUCAAACCAGGAUGCAGAAGUGGCGCUGGCUGUGGCCCGCAUCUAUUCGUUGUUAGUGGAGGAAAAUCUCUGUGGGCCCCUGGCCAGAGACGAGGCCUACCGUAUCGCCAUCAAGGCUUUCCUCGAGAGCGAUGUCCCAAGGUCUACUUUCGAGAGCCUCUUGAGCGAAGCUGGGCAUAAGUGCGGGCUGGAUUUCGUGGCUGCGGCGGCGGCAAGCAACAGCUCCAGCGCUCCGAGAUGCGAUGUGGGGAAGCCUCCCUCUGGAGCGGCAAAGAGCUCGCCGGUGCCGGUUUCGAGUUCCUGGGCUCCCUCCGAAAUCCAGCCUCUGUGCUCCACGGGCAGCCCUAUUUCGCAGCUCAGCCACCUGGAGAUCAGCCAGUCUCCAACGUUGCCGUUCCUCACCCAUUCCGUUCAGCAUGGUGUCCCCGAGCCCAGCAAGCUGUGCGGAAGUGGCCCCAACUCCCUGGUGCAGCCUGGAGAAGGGGCAGCUGCUGCCCAGUCUCCAGCCAAUUCUUGCUCUGGGAGACCAGCGGAGCCCGCCGUGCAAGACCAAGAGAAAACCAGGCAAACCAGCGAUUCCAGAGGCAACCAUAAAAUUGCGCAGCCGCUGGAAGAUGGAGAAAACAGGGAACCCCGAAGUCUGGUGGCCUCAGAACCGCAGGGUCGUGCAGGAUGUUCGCUCCAUAACUCACAAGCGCUAUCCACACCUCUGCCUGGUUUAGCACCUUCUACAUCGUUUGUUCCAAGAACCGUGGAAGAUUCGUCUUCCCCGAAGCAGAGCUCGGAGACUGGGUCCUCUUCAAGUUCUGGCCCUCCUCCUCCUCCUCGUUCAUCAGGAACCCCCUCGACAGAUCUGCCGGCUGAGGAGCAACCCUUCUUCACUUUCGUUGUGGUCCAUGCCCCUGAAGACGAGACAGUCGCCUGCCGGGUGAGGGAGCGGCUGGAGGCCCUGGGCAUUGCCGACGGGGCGACGGUCAGCGAGGACUUCUUAGUCCCUGGGCACUGCCAGCUCAGCUGCUUCCAGGAUGCCCUGGAUAACUCGGCCUUCACCCUCCUCCUCAUGACGGAGAACUUCAAGAGCCGCUUCUGCGCCUUCCAGGCAAACGUGGCCUUGAUGGACUCCUUCCAGCGCUUCUGCAAGAACAACUCGGUGGUGCCCUUCAUUGCCAAAGAGAGCCCCAUGAAGAGGCAAGAGAUGCCUUGCCUGCUCGCGGCGAUCGUGCCGCUGGAUGAGACCUCGCCCGUCUUCGCCAGGCGGGUCAAGAAAACGUUCUCCCCAGCGGUGAUCCGGGAGAAGAGGGCCCUGUGGAAUAUCUCAAGGCAGAUCCGGAACCAGGAGCGCUUGCGGGAGCAGCAGAGCGAUUACAGGCACGCCCUGCAGCGCCUGUCUGCCCUCAGGGUCAGCUCGCAAACUCCGAUGCCCUUGCAGAGGGGCUUUCUGGGGCUCCAAGCCCCACCUGACCAGGGCUCACAGCCAUUUUUCUACUCUGAAAUGCCUCAACCUCAGCUGGGGCCUGAUCAACUCUCCCUUCCUUAUGUGUUCUCCCGGGGACCCCCGGGGCUCAUGUCUGGGGCGCCUCCGUCGCACCUCAUAAUCCAGAAUGCCCAAAUGGUCCAGAUCGGAGACUACAACCAGAUGCAGGUGGAUAAGGCAGGUGCGGCAGCAUUCAGCGCAGAAGAAGAAGAAGAAGGUGGUUUGGACGGGAGA